Molecule: messenger RNA, 599 nt
Organism: Mytilus trossulus (common blue mussel)
Lineage: Eukaryota; Metazoa; Mollusca; Bivalvia; Mytilida; Mytilidae
Product: scavenger receptor cysteine-rich domain-containing group B protein-like
Exons: 4
Coding region: 81-599 (172 amino acids)
Cellular component (GO): membrane
Source: RefSeq, a predicted model, not a curated record
UGUCAGAAGGACGAGUAGAAAUAAGCCAUGAUGGAUAUUGGGGAACUGUCUGCAAUGAUAACUUUACAGUACAAAAUGCAAUGGUUAUAUGUAAAAUGUUGGGAUACAAAGAUGUAAUUCCAGAGUUUUAUCCAGUAUCCAAAUUUGGACAGGGACUAGGUGAUAUCUGGAUGAGCAAUGUGUCAUGUAGUGGAAGUGAGAUAGACAUCAGUAAAUGUAGCUUUAACGACUGGGGACAUAAUGGAUGUCAACACGAUAAAGAUGUCGGGAUUUCAUGUGCAACUCAAAUAAGAUUGUCAAAUGGCAAAUCUCCAUCUGAGGGUAGAGUAGAGGUGUAUCACAACGGUACAUGGGGAUCUAUCUGUGAUGACAUGUUUGAUAUCAGUGAUGCACAGGUUGUGUGUAGAACACUUGGAUUAUCAACUUCUUAUCCUACAGUUUACAAAAAGAGUCCGUUUGGAUCAAGAAAUAUACCAAUACUAAUGGAUGACCUUGAGUGUAGAGGUGAUGAAACAGAUAUAGCUGCCUGUCAUUUUAGAGGCUGGGGAAUAUCUAACUGUGAUUACACAGAAGCGGUGGCUAUAACAUGUCGUGAGUAA